Phalacrocorax carbo (great cormorant) is the source of this 1148-nucleotide messenger RNA. The record is from RefSeq and is a predicted model, not a curated record. Lineage: Eukaryota; Metazoa; Chordata; Aves; Suliformes; Phalacrocoracidae.
CGGCGCUGUGAUUGGCCGGCGGGGCGUGCGGCGUGGCGCGGCGCCUACUUCCGGUCGGCGGAGGAGGCUGAGGAGAACCGGGCGGCGGCGGCGGCGGCGGCUACCGGUGCGUCUGACCCACCAUGAGCAUCGCUCAGCUCCUCCUGUGCCUGUCUCUCUCCAUGCUCUGCAUCUCGAGCAAGCCCACCGAGAAGAAGGACCGGGUUCACCACGACCCCCAGCUCAGCGACAAGGUCCACGACGACGCCCAGAACUUCGACUACGACCACGACGCUUUCCUCGGCGCCGACGAGGCCAAAACCUUCGAUCAGCUCACGCCGGAGGAGAGCAAGGAGAGACUCGGAAUGAUUGUAGAUAAGAUAGACACGGAUAAGGAUGGGUUUGUGACGGAGGGGGAGCUGAAAGCCUGGAUUAAGAAGGCCCAGAAGAAAUACGUGUAUGACAGUGUCGAACGCCAGUGGCAGGAGUUUGACAUGAAUCAAGAUGGAUUUAUCUCCUGGGAUGAGUACAGAAACGUGACAUAUGGCACUUACCUCGAUGACCCGGACCCCGACGACGGAUUUAAUUAUAAGCAAAUGAUGGUGCGAGAUGAACGCCGCUUCAAGAUGGCUGACAAGGACGGAGACUUGACCGCCACCAAGGAAGAGUUCACCGCCUUCCUGCACCCGGAGGAGUACGAUUACAUGAAGGAUAUCGUCGUGCAGGAAACCAUGGAGGACAUCGACAAGAACGGGGACGGUUUCAUCGACCUGGAGGAGUACAUAGGUGACAUGUACAGCCACGACGGGGACGCCGACGAGCCCGAGUGGGUGAAAACGGAGCGGGAGCAAUUCGUGGAAUUCCGAGACAAAAACCGCGACGGCAAAAUGGACAAGGAGGAAACCAAGGACUGGAUCCUCCCUUCGGAUUACGAUCACGCCGAGGCGGAAGCGCGGCACCUCGUCUACGAAUCCGACCAGGACAAGGACGGCAAGCUGACCAAAGAGGAGAUCGUGGACAAGUACGACUUGUUCGUGGGGAGCCAGGCCACGGACUUCGGGGAGGCCUUGGUGCGGCACGACGAGUUCUGAGAAGCCGCCCGGAAAGAGCCGGUUCUUAAAUAAUUUAUUUUUUACAGUUUCUGGGAUUAUCAGAACCAUUUUUCGCUA